ACCUUCACGUCUAUCAACGUUGGUGCCGCCCGCGCAGGUGAAAAAUUGAUAGGAGCUAAAACACUCGUUGAGCGUGUAGGGAUCUGAGGGCUGCAUCGCAUCUGUCGCCGGUACAAUCCCACAGUGACCCCCAUUCAGCAUGCCAGUCUACUUGGAAAACACAGGCAGCACAACGCGUGACUUCCUAAUGCUCGAACGCAAUCUCCUUUCUCAUGUCAAGCUCGCGAUGCUUCUCUCCCUGCUCUCCUCCUCGAUCCUCCUCAGAGCGCGCCUCACAGGCAGCACAGGUGGCGGCGAUCCGACGAGCAUCCGCGUCCCCAUCUCGAUUGUUGAUUACGCUGCGGCGAUAUGUGCUAUGUGUGCCGGCGUUUUCCAGUACUAUCAGACCUCAAAGGACUAUCGGACGUCGCGCGGAUUCCUCGUGGCAACCAAGGGUCAUUUCGCAGUCAUGGUCGUAGUGGCGGCGGCUGUAUUUACAACAUGUAUUGUCUUACUCGCGGAGGACCCGCUCUGAACACGAUGCUUAUGCCCGAUACGUCCGAGUCUCACGAGCAGCCGGUGUCGCAUGGACAGAAGCGAGACGCCCCAGGAUGAUACCGUGUCUGUAUGAUGAUGCUCUGAGCGAACGUUGAUCUUGU
Molecule: messenger RNA, 638 nt
Organism: Rhodofomes roseus
Lineage: Eukaryota; Fungi; Basidiomycota; Agaricomycetes; Polyporales; Fomitopsidaceae
Exons: 3
Coding region: 140-514 (124 amino acids)
Source: RefSeq, a predicted model, not a curated record